Messenger RNA from Trichomonas vaginalis G3, 2241 nucleotides. RefSeq lists its product as uncharacterized. Bases 1 to 2241 code for a protein of 746 amino acids. The record is from RefSeq and is a predicted model, not a curated record. Lineage: Eukaryota; Parabasalia; Trichomonadida; Trichomonadidae. The transcript has a single exon.
AUGUUGUUCUUCAAGUAUCUUUGGCAACUUAUUCCUAAAGUGCCCACCUUCGAUAUCAGGACCUCACUCGUUUUAAUGUCAAUUGGUAUUCCAUUUUUGCUCGAUAUUUUAACAGUUUUCUUUGCCCUUCCAAUUUUCAAGGCUAUCUUUCAUAUUUUAGAUCUUGGCGCAGCAUUUGGUAUCUCUUACCUAGCUACAUUAAUGCUUAUCCCACCAAAAGUUAAUACAUUUUAUAUUUUAGGUAUAGUAUUACUUUCUGCCUAUCUUAUAGGUCGCGUUCUCUUCCAUUUCUUCAGGAAGAAAGAAGACUUCACUGUCAAAGAUGCCACAAGAGAGCUUUCGAACUUUUAUUUCGAUGGAAUUAUUCCAAAUUUCACAGAGAACCUUACAUUAUCAGAAAUUAACCAGAAGCUUAGUAGCAUCAUGAGUACCGUACAGAUUGUCCCUAAAGUUGCUGCCCCAUCCACAAUUUUCAUGUUAUAUUGCAUUUUCCUGCUCCUGAUCGUGGUUUCUCUAAUUCUUCUUGAUGUCAUUAAGCUGGAUAUCACCAUUCCUCCAGCUGUCAGACUCUUCUUACCAUACAUUUUACUUCCAUUUGCAGUAAUUACCUUUGUCCUUAUGUUCCUUAAAGCUACAGAGGCUGGUGCCAAGUUCCUUUUAUCAGUUAAGAAGUUUAUCAAGCGCUGGGGUCUCAGAUUACUUCUUCUUGCUUUCGAACUUCUUUAUAUUCCAAUCAUGACUGGAUUAAUGUACAAUUUCGUUCCAGUAUCCGUCAAAUGCCCCCAGGAAGGAUUUAUUCCCAUCAGAAUCCCAUCCAACAGCACAUUCUACCAGUUCGAAACUCAUUAUAUGACAUGUGUCAACCAAUCCACACUAGAGAACAUGUCUUCCUUCAGCCUUGCCAUUACAACCAAGCUCAGCAAGCUCAGAAUGCGUAAAGAGCUCUCAUUAUCUUUCGUCCAAGAUAUCUUGAAAGUUAAUGGCGGAAUCAUGCUCUUUACCAUUGCCUUCAUCAUGAUUGGUAUCCCAGCAUUCUGGGUCGCAACAGUUAAUGUCAACCGUGACUUUGUAUUUGGUAUCAACGUAUUUGGUCGCACUCCAGAAGAAAAGUGGGCAGUUCUUACUACGAAACUUGAGACAACAGGUAUUUUCCUUUUCCAGAAGUACACAGUUUAUGCCGCCAAAUGGUCUGUGUGGUUAAUUUUAGCCAAAUUCAUCAUUAUGAUUCUUUCUGCGAUUGGCAACAGCUACUACACGAAACUUGUUGUUUUACUUCCCAUUUUCUAUCUCUGCAUGGCCGUUGCAACAUAUCUUAAGUGGCCAUAUUUGUGCAAACUCAACAACUGGUUAGAUUUUGUUCUUUAUAUUUUCAACCUCAUUUUCGCUCUCUUCCCUGUUCUUUCCGGUUUCAAUGUCAUUGUUCCUGAGAAGAUUGUCACCAUUGUUUCUCUUGCUGUUCUUUCCAUUCCAGCCGUAUCAUGCGUUUUGUUCCUUUUCUGUGUCAACAAGGACAACAUGGAUGAUCCAACACUUAUUACAAAAGAAGUCAAAGAAGAAAUAGACAGAAUCGAAGAAGAAAGACUUGAAAAACUCAAACAAGAAGCGGAAGAAGCAGAAAGAGCUAAGAAUGGAAGAAGAUCAUCAGCAGCUAAAGAAAAGAAGCCAAAAUCAAAGAUAUUACAAGGAAGUUCUUCUAAAGGUGAUGAUGAUGAAGAAGAAGAUUUCGAAGAAGAUUAUGAUGAUGAUAAUUACGAUGAUGAUGAUUAUAGUUCUGGUGAUUAUAGUACUCAUUACGAAAAAUCAUUCGAAAGAGAUAAUGAACAAGCUUUCAAGGCACAGUUCGAAACAGUCAGAUAUGAUGAAGAAUUCAAACGCCAGAUGACUGAAUUAGAAACAGUUGAAAUUGGCGAGGGAUGGUUGAAUUCUAUCUAUGACAUGAAGAAUAAUCAGUUGGAGAAAGGAUUCAAAGUUAAGAAAGUUAUUUUGGCAAUGAGAUUUAGAAAAUACUACGAAAUGCUCGAUUUAAUCAUCGACGCACAGACAAUUGCAAAGUUGGUUUUUUUCUUGAAUUUGUCUUCUGUUUUCGCUUGUUUCGCAAUGGGUUGGUUCAUCAGAGCUUUACUUUCUACAAUGAUUGAUCACGAAAUCCAGACAAAUGUUCAAAUCCCUGCUGAUACUUGCAAGUGGUUGGAAUACUUCGCAAACAUGACUGGUUUGGAUUCAACUAAUUGCGUAAUGUAA